AUGCGACCGGCUUUGAAUCGAUUAUUGAAAAGGCCGUCUGCCCUCUCGAUAAUCGACAGCCUCAUCACAACUUCAAUCGGAAUCGAGCAGUUGGAAUUCCGAUACACGCGCCUACAAUGCCAAUCACGAUGUCAGUCAAAAUGUGCCAGUCAACCCAAACUGGCCGAUAACAAAGAUACCGGCGUUUCACACCAGGAGAAGACGAGCAAUCCAUGGCUGAGCAAAUCGAAGACAAAGCCUCUCAGUUUCUCUAUAUACGACAUUGAACCAAAUACCCCUUCACCCGAACCUUCCUUUCGCGCAAACGACUCUGCCCCGAGCGGAACUCCAGAAUGUAUCACCAAAUCCCUACGACUCGACCCGGAAAGGCUGGAAUUCGAGUCAGACAUCGGACACUCCAAGGACCUCGGUACACGAUUAGUGGACCUCCCAGAACAUAGGAACAACUUUGAGCUUUGGGAAGAACUGCUUCGUUUUCGCCAGCGCCAAUAUGGGGAUCAUGGUACAAAGGUUAUUUGGGACGGAAUCACAAACCGUGCGGGUGGGGUGAAGUUGCCUCUGACGGGAAAGCACGCGGAUUUCUUCUGGCAAAGUUUCGUGGACCUGGGACUGAAACGGGAGACAUUCCUAAAAGAAGUCCUGGACUAUGCAGUAAUUCUUGGGGGUAGUGAUGGCUGCUGCUGGUCAGGACUCUAUGAGAGAGUGGUGGGUGGUCUUCUGGAACGAGACAUGAAGAAACAGGCCAUUGAUUGGCACCGAAAGCUUCAAGAUUCUCAGCUGGCGAGCCCCAGUGACCUCUUACGAAUAAUUCCAUACGCCAUACCCCCGCCAAUUGUGCCUGCCGUUAAUGAUGUGCUAUUGUUUGCCACCCCUCGCCCCACGCUACAGUCCAAGACACCAUUAAUGCGGAUCAAAACCCUGAAAGCUCUAUGUCGCGGAAUUGAUCAUCGCAUAUACGGCCCUGUCAUUUUAAGUCUACUGGAGCAAGGCUAUGGAGAAGAUGCAUUAGCAAUGCAUGGCUGGUUGAUUGCUCGCCGCGACCACCCCCAAUCAAUGCAGGAGCUAGAACAUUUAUUGGAAUAUACAAGGAAGUACGGGCUUCGUCAGGAAUAUGACAAUCUCCGAGAUUAUGCCCAACUUCAGUUUCCGUCGGACAAUCCCGAACAAAAUAUGUCACAAGGACAGCAAGCAAGCGAAAAGGAUACCAAAUCUGGCAGCUCACGGAAACGUGAAUACAAAGACGACAUCGCUGCCAGGUUGUUUGCCACUCGUGCUCUCAAUUUCGACAUGGUUAUCGGUGGUCUGAGAAUGCUCGGCAUUUCCAAAAUCGGCCCACGAACCUUACGGGAGAUGGCCGUGAGAGCCCACGACAGCCAGGAAAUUUUAACAAAUCUCAAAUUGCUUCGCCAGGCUGGUAUCACCACCACGGACAGUGUCUUCGCGAAACUGGUACCAAAGCUUGCAGCCCAGACUCGCGAAUUCCUGCUUUCCGACUUGUUACAGAGCGAUCAGCAUCCUGAUACUCUGGAAGAUGCCAAGCUACAGGAAUCACUCUUGAUCUCAUACUACAUGGCUCGUGACUCACGUCAGUACAACAUGUCAUUAGCCAUAUUGGCAGAGCAUUUCCCGGAUUCUACAGGCUUACUUGAUAUUCACUUCCGAAAACAUCUGGCUACUGGAGAGCUAAGUGCUGCUUCCAAAGUGGUAGAUGAGCUCACAUUACUUGGGAAGACCCUGAGCGAGGACAGUGUGGACUUUAUGGCCGAAAAGGUCUUGCCAUCUCGCCGAAUGCAUCAUAGACCACAAGUGACCCCAGGGCUACCUGCCCAUGAUGCAGCGAUUUUUGUGUUCAAGGUUCUUCAGCGCGUGGUCCCCACCGGCUGCUAUGUUAGCCCGGCUUUCUGGCAAGAACUUCUCAAGCGGUUCGGCAUGGGCAACCAUUGGGAUGAAUUACGAGAAUGCUCUAUGUGGCUUGUUGACCAAUACACCCACAGACCGGAAGAGAAGGGGAAACACCGAGGAAUCCUUUCUUCUCAGCAAAUGCCCACCAUUCGAUCAGAUAAUCGAGUGCUUGGUCUUAUCUUUGACGAGGAAAUGCAACAAGCCAUCAUUUCCUGGGGCUUCAAGUUGCGUGUGACGCGUGCCACCACAAACGAAAUCUAUUGUCCACACCCCGCCACCGGUGCCAAGCUCAUUGCUUGGACACGAGGCUUAAUACUUCUACGGGAGCUUGAGGAAGCCGGUCUUGCUCUUCGGCUAGGCCCAAUCCGCCGUGCGACUCAGAUCCGCUUGAACCUACUGUUUGGAGUGUAUUGCCAUUCUGCGGUCCGCUUCAACCGUAUGCUGCGGAGGGUCAACCCAUACAAUCAAGAUCAGGUUUAUAAGGACAUCAAUCUUGCCUGGGGCCAGUCUCUAUUCGAGGGCAAGGAACACUCGGAACCAGAGAAGCUUCUGAACCCUCCACGCUCACCCUUUUCUCUGAGGAACACAGCCAAGGUCAUGUUGUCUAAAAGGCGAGCUCGAUGA
Molecule: messenger RNA, 2526 nt
Organism: Penicillium verhagenii
Lineage: Eukaryota; Fungi; Ascomycota; Eurotiomycetes; Eurotiales; Aspergillaceae
Exons: 1
Coding region: 1-2526 (841 amino acids)
Source: RefSeq, a predicted model, not a curated record